AUGGAUGAAAAUGUGCAUUUCUUCCUUGUUUUUCCCGUCCAGAUCUCAUCAUCCAUAAUUAUUCAUGACAAUUAUGAUGAUAGUGAUAAUGAUAACAAUGAUAUUGCCGAUGAUGAUGGUGAUGGUGAUGAUGAUAGUAGUGAUGAUAAUGUUGAUGAUGAUGAUAAUA
Messenger RNA from Loa loa (African eye worm), 169 nucleotides. RefSeq lists its product as hypothetical. NCBI's taxonomy places the organism in Eukaryota, Metazoa, Nematoda, Chromadorea, Rhabditida, Onchocercidae. The transcript has a single exon. The record is from RefSeq and is a predicted model, not a curated record. The annotation marks the transcript as partial.